This is a messenger RNA of Seriola dumerili (greater amberjack), 4267 nucleotides long. It is a transcript of the gene calcoco1a, whose product is annotated as calcium-binding and coiled-coil domain-containing protein 1-like. Lineage: Eukaryota; Metazoa; Chordata; Actinopteri; Carangiformes; Carangidae. The transcript is spliced from 15 exons. The record is from RefSeq and is a predicted model, not a curated record. The coding region runs from base 202 to 2160 and encodes 652 amino acids.
UUUGCUUUGGUUUUUUGUUAUUGUUUCGGGUUAGUGGAGCAACCGAGCCCGAGGAGUAAAGCACGGCUGUAUCGCUCAUGUUUUUGUCGUUUUCUCGCGGGCUGUCAUUCCAGUAUCUGAUAGAGAGACUGCUCGCUUAGACUGUUUACAGAGAGGUGCUAUAUAAAGGUGCAAAAUAGCCUGCCUUUGUUUUGUGUUGCCAUGGACAAGGCUUGGCGGGUGGAGUUUAGAAAUGUGGGCUGCAGUUACUUCCCUCAGAGCAGAGUCGAUUGCCACUACACACUGAGUUCUUGGCACAGCUGGGCCAGUAAUGACUGGAUAGGGCUCUUCAAGGUGGGAUGGUCAUCAGUGAAGGACUACCACACAUUCGUUUGGGCACUAGCCCCGGCUGACUAUCAAGAGGGCAUAGAUGUCAACUGCUCUGUGCAUUUCCAGGCAUCCUACCUACCCAAGCCCAGCUCCCAAGAGUAUGAGUUUGUAUAUGUCGAUGCUAAGGGGGAAGUCUGCUCCCGCAGCUCCAAAUUUACUUUCUGUGCACCAAAGCCACUGGAGGAUCUGGUGACCCUUGAGGAGGAGCCCCAUGGAGAGGAAGGAGGCACGGGCAUGCUGCUGGUAGUACCCAGGGCUGAACUGCUGCAGAGUCGACUGCAGGAAUGUCUGCGAGAGCGGGCCGAGCUGCUGCAGGUGCAGGAGGUGGCAAACAGGCAAAGGGAGAAAGAGAAGGAGGAGUACAAGAGGGCAAGAGAGGCCUGGGACAGACAACGCAAAGAGCUGGAAAGUGAUAUCGACAGGCUGCAGGAAGAGCUGAAGCAGAGUCGAGAGAAGAUCAAGGAGAUAGAGAGGAAGCAGAAGGCGGAGCAGGCUUUAGGAGAAUCACUUGCCCAGGAGAGAAGUGCUUUAUUGGGUGCGAGGGAGGCAAGUGAGGAGCGAAUCAAAGAGCUGGAGGAGGACAUCAAAACCCUGACACAGAGAACUGUGGAAAGAGAGACAGAGUUGGAAAGGAUGAAGGAGAGAGCAAAGAGGGCAGGAGCUCAGAGGAAAGAAGAGGAGAGUGAGAGAAAGAGCCUGCAGACCAAGCUGGAACAGACAGAAGCUGAGCUCAGAAGUCUGUCAAAGGAGUUCCAGGGUCUGAGGAACUCCCUGGCUCAGAGAGACACCAGUGUCCUUCAGCUCCAAAACACCAUCACCACACUCACCCAGAAACUCACCACUGCCCACAGGAAAGAGACGGAGAGCGAGGCAGCGCUGAAGGAGAUGCGGAGCCUGCGGGAGCGUCUGAACUCAAGUGAGCGUGCUGCAGAGGGCUUGAAGAGUGAUCUAAGUGCCAUGGUAGCCCAGAGGGAUCACGGGCAGGCCGAACUGCAUCAGGCUCGUCUGCAGGCUGCCCAACUCACCCUUCAGCUUGCAGAUUCCAGUCUGGCCCUUAGAGAGGGAAGAGCCCACUGGGCUCAGGAGAGGCAGAAUCUGCAGCGCACUGCUGAGAGGGACCACGAGUAUCUGGAGAAACUCAACACAGAGAUGCAGAGGAUGGAGGAGAGGUUGCAGGAGGAGAGGAUGGAGAGAGUGAAGCUGGAGGUUGAGCUGGGAAGAGAAAAGGAUUGCAACCGGGUUCAGCUGAGUGAAACCCGCAGGGAGCUCCAGGAGCUAAAGGCCAGCUUAAGGGUUGCCCAGAAAGAGAAGGAGCAGCUACUCGCAGAGAAGCAGGAGUUGAUGGAGUACAUCUGUCAGCUGGAGCAGAAGAUGGGAACAGAGGCCAGUGCCAAGUGGAGCGCUGCUCUGAUCGUCUCUACAGGGCGGCCUGACAGUGUGUUGUCUGACUCUGAGGACGAAAACCCUGAGGCCCUGCAGCCCCUCCGUCCACCAAGACCUCUGGGACACUACAGCCUGUGUGAGCAGGGCCAGCCUGACUCCUUGCUUCUUGCCACCCCUCCUCCUUCCCCGAGGGAGAUGGAGAGGAGCGCAGUGGUCAUCAACCAGCCAGCCCCACUCUCCUCACCACACCAGGCCGGCGCUGAAACUCUUGCACACAGCUCAGAUUCGGAGGAGGAAUCUGAUCCACUUCAGUGCGGAAGGCACAGCUCUGGAGAAGAAACGGCACUUUUGCUGCCUGAGCACACGGACACUGUUCUCAGUGAUCUGGCCGACACCUCGCUAUGGUAACCAGUGGACAGUCCAGCCGCGGCCACAGAGAGUGAUCAAAAAGAGGAGAAGGGGGGACUUUGUGUGGUUCCACAUUACUUCCACUAACAAGCACAUAUACAGCUCACUCACUACACAGACAAAUUAUUAAUAUGCAAUUUACAUCGUAUCUGCCGUGAACCUUGGUUUUCCCCUCCUAGACUGUUAUUACCCUCACUGUUUUGUAGUUAGGAAUGACAUAAUGCUUAUGGUGGCAGGUCAACACCGUGUUUAUGACUGACAUACGACUGUUGCAUAGUUUGAUACGACGGGCUUUUAGGCAUGGGCUCUAGCAUUUGAGAGUUUGCAGGCUGUAGCAGAAUGAUUUCUGUUGAAUCAUUGCUAUGUCAAGAGCUUUACGAUGGAUGCUAUGUCGUUUUUAUGACAUUUGUGAUUAGGAGUCAUGACAGGCAACGUAAUUAUGAUGUUUUGUGCCGGCCUGGCUCCACUGAAAAUCAUGGCAAAACUCUCCUCCAGCAUUAAAUUCUACCCAGCAGCUUUGAACACUAUUCAUGGCAGCAUAAAGUAAAGAUACAGCAUCAUGCUAAAAUUAUAUUGCAGUAAUGUAGGUCUAUGACAUCAUAUUUCUCCUCCAUUUACUCAGAACUAAGAUUUGAUAUGCACUUUCUUGUACGCAUUAGCAGUUGAUUGUCAUGCAGUUGCAGUUCAGGAGAUUUAGUGAUGCAGAGGCGCUCUAUUUGAAAUAGAGAGCUUAUUGAACAGAUUGUGUUUAAAGUCUAUCAAGAUAGAUGCCAGAUGCAACUUUCUACUUCAGCGACUUCAUAUCUUCAUUAUUAUAAAAUUAAUGCUCAUAAGCUUUUCGCUAUAAAUCAGCUGCAGUUUUUACUUGUUAAUUAAUGAUCCUGGAUUUUACAUUUCAUAAUUAUUAAAAUGAAAUGCUAAUUUACUAGCUGGUCAUUUGGAUAUUUAGUCUUUAGUCAGUCUUUAUUACAGUUUAUAUUGUACAGGAAUCUUAAUUCACAGUCAUGCAGUUCUAAAUUUGUGCCUAAAAUAAUGAAAUAAGAGUCAAAGAAUAUCUUCUUCAUAGAUCUUGACAUCAUCACAUGGUGUUGGUAUUUUCCCCUAGUCCUAUGGUAAUAUACUGUCUAAUAAAAUUGCUGACUACCUUUUAAUCAAUACUGUAUGCAUUUUUCAUGAUUUCCUAUUUAUAAUUAACUUGAGUUAUGCUGCAAAGAAACUAUAUUCAGGUUUAGUUUGAAAUAGGUGUUUGGAUUUCACACAACUGUUUGUGCAAUGUGUGACAAAAUUUUCCAUGCUUGGCUAAGAAAAUUUGCUAGACACUUUGAUGCUUGAUUCUAUCUGCUGUAUUUGCACCAUAUUUUUAUUAUAGAAGAGUUUUUAGAUGAAAAGUUGAUAUAUGGAUACUUAACGAUAUGUCAGUUGUGUCCUUUUAAUCAUUAUCUUAAUCAUUACCAUUGUGUGUUGUGUUUACGUAUAUUUUAUCGACACUGUGUUUUUAUUUUCUGUUUUCAGAUACUCACUUUGAGUCUUUUAUUAGAUUUAAUAUUUGAGUUGUACUGUUGCAAGAUAUUGGUGCUAAUGAAAGGGAGUGAUACCAGCACGCUGAGUUUAAGGCAGAGGUGAAGAUCUGCAAAAGAAAUGGAUUUUAAUGUUUAAACAGCUUCAGAAGGAACAGGAUUAUUAAGGUAGAUAUGAAAAGAGUAAAUGUCUGUCCACCUCUCAUUUCCUUUGUCUUACUAGGUAUUCUGGUGUUGCAGUACAUGUCGAUUCUCCAUAUAUAGUCUUUUGAGGAGUCUGGUAUUCUUUCCCAGAAUAUAGCACACACUACAUGUAUUCUCCAUAGUCCUUGUUUGUGGUUGUGAUCUGACUUUAUGUCUUAGGGAAGUCCUUUUUUUUGUUUUGUUUGUCUUUCCGCUGAGAGCUCCAAUACAAGUGCUCCUCAUCAGGACACCGUCUCACAUUGCAAUAAAGCUCCAGUGGUUAUGGUUUGUUUUGAAGUUUUUUGUGUGAAGGUUAUCCCACAUGUACACCACCGUGUAUUUUCUUAUCAGUCAUGUAACAGGGUUUGGGUGGGUUCUGUAUAAUAAAACGGUUUAUGUAUCCAUUA